CCAGAAGUUCUAUGGGGACCCACCUGGAGGAGAACUUUUGUGCUGGUGAGGGGCAUAGAGGGAGAUCAUUUGAAUAAUAUAUUCGGAUCCAUUAACCGACACUGGCUGUUAAUAGACGGAGUGAGCGAAGUUAAACCGCAGCCACCCGUGUGCAUCACACACACACAUACACACACACACACACAUCUAAACGCGCGGACGACAGGUAACCGGCUAAAAGAGUGAAACCCAAGAGGUUUGUUAGCUGUCAGUCUCUUGGCUUUUUGGAGAAAAACAUCCCAAGUCUUCGAGCGUGUCUGAAAGCAAACAAGUUAACCCGGCGAGAUAUUAUUGAGAUGAGCGGUGAACCAGUGGAGCAGUCGGAGACCCGACACGAGCACGCAGACAAUGGUCGAAAUGGCUUGGAUUUCUCAAGGCCGAUCAAGACUGAGGACAUCUGCGAUUCUCCACAAUCCAUUUCCAACCACAAGAUCUGCCAUGUGUCUCCUAGCCCUUCACUGCCUGGGGAAAUUCAGCCUCUUCACCAACUGGUUUUGGUUCCUGGCCCUCACUUGCAAUCAGCCUCCCAGUUCCUGAUUUCACAGCCUCAACCAGGUCAUCAAGCUUUGCUACAGUCCAACCUCUUGCCACUCACCUCCCAGCCACAAGGAACGCUGCUCCCACACCAACCUGGAUUAGGCCUGACAGCACAGACUGUGGGCCGGUCAGGCCUGACGGGGACAUCGUUAGAUGGUCACUUGGAAAUGCCUCCUCACCUGACAGUCCCCAAGCACUUGGGCAUACCGACUCAGCCAGAGGAGCCGAGCGACUUGGAGGAGUUGGAGCAGUUUGCCAAAGCAUUUAAGCAACGGCGGAUCAAGCUGGGCUUCACGCAGGGAGACGUUGGCUUGGCCAUGGGGAAACUGUACGGCAAUGACUUCAGCCAGACGACCAUCUCACGGUUUGAGGCUUUGAAUCUGAGCUUCAAGAACAUGUGCAAGCUGAAACCACUUCUAGAGAAAUGGCUGAGUGAUGCAGAGAACUCCCCCUCAGAUGCCAUGAGCAACACUUCUGCUAUGCCACCAUUGAUUGAGGGCUUUGGGCGAAAGCGCAAAAAGAGGACGAGCAUUGAGACCAACAUCCGACUUACCCUGGAGAAGCGCUUCCAAGAUAACCCAAAGCCAAGCUCGGAAGAGAUCACAUUGAUUGCAGAGCAGUUAUCCAUGGAGAAAGAGGUGGUACGGGUUUGGUUCUGCAACAGACGGCAAAAGGAAAAGCGAAUCUGCUGCCCUAUGUCAUCCCCUGUGAAGCCCCCUAUCUACAACUCUAGGCUGGUUCCCACAUCGGGGUCUUUCAGCCCACUGCCCAUCCCACAAGUGCACAGCAGCACCCUGACUGCAGUGUCGUCCAGCUCGUCCCCGGGCAGUCCAAACAGAGAGUCUUCGCCUACAGGUAUCUCGUCUUCACAGUCCCUUAACACUGCAGGGUCCUGGUAUCGGACGUGGAAUCACCCUUCAUACCUUCACUAAAGCGCCUCAGCAGCAUUUUAUCUCCUCCUGACAAACAGCGCCCUCUACCGAAGUCGCUGGAUCCUCGCGCUGUUUAUAGGGAAAGAGACCGCUGAAGACGGACUGAGCUGCGCGCACUAAAGGGUGAUCGGCGCGGGUAUUGGGGUCGGAACAUAAAAUUGAAAAUGUGAUCUUUUUAAUUUAUUUAGUUGCAAGCGGCGCUGGAUGUGAGGGCUGGUUGCUAUCAAAAUGUCAUUCUGUUUGUGUAAACAUUUUUGUUUUCUUUAUCCAGCUGUCACAUACUGAGCCCCCAAGGAGGCGUGUGCACACUAUGGCACGCAUUAAUUUUUGGAGAGCACGGAUCAUUUUUAAUUUUUUUUUCAAUAAUAACAAUAAUAAGUGAGAUUCACUUACCGCACCAGGUGAGCGUACUCUAUUCAUUUUUAUUACUUUUUUUGGAUAAACUGGAAUGUUUACAGCCGUUGCUAUGAAGGAAAAUCUCAGCCCGGUUUGAGGCAGCCGCAUAUCUCCAAAGCCACUUUCCCUCCUUGAGGUGCACCCAUGGCUUGGACUUUCAACGUGAUUCAGACGACUUCAACAUGUUAGAUGCUUUAUAUGCUCCCGGUGUAACGCGGAUCUCCUUUUCCAGCCAUUUCUAGGCAAACCACCUGUGGUGACCAUUAGCCAAAGUGCCUCAGGGACUUCACCAUUUAAUAAGUGCCUGACCAGUGGGUUACAGAUUCUCAGAUAUUUCACUUCAGUGUAUGCUACUGCUGCCCAACCAUUUGUAUAUAUGAGUAGUUUUAAGGGGAAACUGUCCCUCCAUAGUUUGCAAGAUAACUUGUAGACCACUGGGUGCUCUUAAUUUGUUUGUGUGUGUUUAUGUGACAAAGAGAAUAUGACCUCAUAACACUUUGAAAUGAAGGUGGGGUGGAGGGUGGGUGGGUUCAGGGAUUGUGGCUUUUAUUUUUCUAUACUGUUCACUGUAUUUUAUUAGUUUUGCAUUCUGAAGCAAGAGACUACAGCCCAAAGAUGUUCCUCCAACAUCAUAUGUGUGUGUGUGUGUGGGGUGGGAGUUGAGCUGUCCCUCUUAUUUAAAUGUAAAUCCUUAAUAAAUAUAAGGUGUUCAUAAGGACAUUUUUGUUUAAUUCUAAGAGAUGUUCACUUUCUUCACAAGCUUUUCUCUCUCCACUCUUCCUUAAUACAUGGACUUGAGGUGCUAUGGCUGCACUUGAUGGUUUUGUUCCACAUUCAAUAGAUUAUCUUUGAUUGGCAUUACCCACACUCCACUAGAUUGGUUCAGAUCCUACCUCUCAGGCCGCACUCAGUUUGUUCAGCAUAAAACUUUCACAUUCCAGCCCACCGCUGUUACUUCAGGUGGGCUUCAUCCUGGGGCCCCUCCUUUUCAUUAUUUACCUCCUUCCCCUUGGUAAUAUCUUUCGUAAAUAUAACAUUAGCUUCCACUGUUAUGCUGAUGACACCUAGCUCUAUCUCACUAGUAAACUUACUGCUUCCUUUCCACCCUCCUCACUUAUUGAUUGCACAGCAGAAAUCAAAUCCUGGCUUUCUCCAGAUUUUCUUAAAUUAAAUAGUGACAAAACUGAGGUUCUCCUCAUUGGUACAAAAUCAACAUUAUCCAAAACUGAUCAUUUUUCAUUUGCUAUUGAUAAUUCCUCCGUCUCCCCUUCCCCACAGGUUAAGAGUCUGGGUGUCAUCCUUGACAGAACUUUAUCCUUUCAGUCCCAAAUCAAUUACAUCUCCCGGUCUGCAUAUUUCCAGUUGUGUAACAUUAAUGGUAUUCACCCCUCCCUCACUCCCCACACCACUGCUAUCCUUGUUCAUAGCCUUGUCACUUCUCGUCUGGAUUAUUGCAAUUCCCUUUUCUUUGGUCUUUCUCACAUAUCUCUUUGUAAGCUUCAACUUGUCCAGAAUUCAGCUGCCCACAUCAUUACUAGAACCCCCUCUAGUCACCAUAUCACUCCCGUCUUGCAGCAACUUCAUUGGCUUCCAGUUCAGUUCCGAAUUCAAUUCAAAAUUCUCCUACUAACUUCUAAGGCUCUCCACAACCUCAUCCGUCCAUAUCUGUCUGACCUCCUCCAUGUUGCCAUUCCCUCCUGUACCCUUAGAUCCUCUUCCUCCAUCCACUUGACUGUCCCCUUUGUCCAUCUUACCACUAUGGGGAGCAGAGCAUUCAUUUGGAACUCACUACCAUCUGAGAUUAGAAAUAUUGAGUCAUUUUCACUUUUCAAAUCUAAACUUAAAACUCAUUUGUUUAAGACUGCUUUGUGUCUUUGAUUACAAUUGCUCUGUCUGAUUUUAACUUUUGUAUUUUACUUUUGUUUAUAAUCUGUGUUUUUUCUAUUGUUCGGUGUCCUUGAGUGUUUAGAAAGGCGCCUACAAAUAAAUAAAAUGUAUUAUUAUUAUUAUUAUUAUUA
This is a messenger RNA of Erpetoichthys calabaricus (reedfish), 3922 nucleotides long. It is a transcript of the gene pou2f3, whose product is annotated as POU class 2 homeobox 3. The transcript is spliced from 13 exons. NCBI's taxonomy places the organism in Eukaryota, Metazoa, Chordata, Cladistia, Polypteriformes, Polypteridae. Gene Ontology annotation, molecular function: DNA-binding transcription factor activity, RNA polymerase II-specific; RNA polymerase II cis-regulatory region sequence-specific DNA binding. Gene Ontology annotation, biological process: regulation of transcription by RNA polymerase II. Bases 336 to 1508 code for a protein of 390 amino acids. The record is from RefSeq and is a predicted model, not a curated record. Gene Ontology annotation, cellular component: nucleus.